Molecule: messenger RNA, 5780 nt
Organism: Alosa alosa (allis shad)
Lineage: Eukaryota; Metazoa; Chordata; Actinopteri; Clupeiformes; Clupeidae
Gene: lzts3b
Product: leucine zipper, putative tumor suppressor family member 3b
Exons: 8
Coding region: 855-3341 (828 amino acids)
Biological process (GO): regulation of dendritic spine morphogenesis
Cellular component (GO): dendritic spine
Source: RefSeq, a predicted model, not a curated record
AAUCUCUGUGAGUUUGAAAAACAUCACUAGACAACUGUGGUACAGGACCACAGGUGGUAGCUUACAUUCAGUUGAUAGCCUAGGCCUACUAUGACAUCUGACUGAGGGGUACCUUAUUCCUAUUUCCUAUCUCUAGCUAUCACAAUCAAGAUUUUAAUCAAUUAAAAAUAAGUCAGUCUACACUUGGACAGCAUCCCUGUGGCGCAGGCUCCAUCCCUGGGAGAUCUAAGGGGGCGUUUCUAGCGUGUGGCAGAGAGGCGUGGCGGAGGUGGGUGUGUAUGAACCAGCUGAUACACGCAUCCGCUGAUGCUGCCAUCAUCCUACUGCCGCCUCGAAGGUGCGAGUAGCCUAUAGAGCGCUGGCCAUCCACACUACAACCCAAGCUAACAUUGGACCACGGAGUGCAGCAGGCGCCAAAUGAAAAACCUGUCAGUGAAACAAGGACGAAUUUGCGCAUCCAAAGCGGUCUUUGUGCAGCUGUGAACAAUUUGUAGGUCAGCUAGAAAUGGUUCCACAUGACAAAGUGGAACAAGUUGAGGAUGUAAGCUACAAGAUGUCCAGCUGAGGAGAUUGCCUGAUGAGAGUCAACCUUAUGUCUGAGGUUGUCUGUUUGGCUUCUGCACUCCAAGGCUUGGUCUUUUUGGAUUUCAAAUGGUUGGGGGUGUAAACCCACUGUUCUACAAGUGGCUGUCUGUGUGAAACCUGCGUGAGAGUUGUGUGUAUUGACAGGCUGCAGUGCUAGCCUCAGCACUGGUUGUGGCUUAAACACCCUGGAGGUCCCCCUGGUGUCAGGUGCAGAGUGAUUGCCAUUGCCACAGCAAGGACCCCCCUCCCCUCCCCUCUCUGGUGUGGCCAUGGGUAGCGUUGGCAGUGGAGUUGCGGGCGAGCAGGAGUUUGCCAUGAAGAGUGUUGGCACCAGGACCACGCUGCCCCGCAUGGCGCCUCACCACCUGCCCCGCCGCAGUCACAGUGCCGAGCGCGUACCGCCUCCACUCCUGCCCCCCCUCAUCCACCCCAUGUCAGAGGGCACGGAGGGGGGUACGGAGGGGGGCUCCAGCGACGGGCGCAGCAGCAGCGCCACCUCCGACCGACCCCCGCCCACCACCAGCAUCGAGUCGUCCAGCGUGCUCACCUCACCGCCCACCGAACGCGCCGACCGCGCCUUCCGGGAGGUCCACAGGGGUGUGCUGGCGCUCGACCUGUGCGGGAACGUGGUGGCCGCCGCGGCCGCGGCCAGUCACGAAAAGACUGCCCACCGCGUGCGCAUGGCGACCGGGCAUCAGCAGCAGAGUCGAGAAGCCAGCAAGGCCAAAGCCAUGGCAGGAGCCGCCGCCGCUGCAGCAGCUGCCAUGGCUGCUGCCAACAACCCCAAACCCAAACUGAAGCCCAAGCCCAAACCAGAGAAGACGCCCCCCAAACUCCUGCCUGUCUCGGGGAAACUGGAGCAUGUGCGGGAAAAGAAUAACUCAGCCUUGGUGCGCCCCUCUGCCUUCAAGCCUGUGGUGCCCAAGAGCUUCCACUCUAUGCAGAACCUGGUUGGCCAGGCUGGUGGAGGAGGUGGAGGAGGGAGAUCUGCUGGAGGGAGAGCAGGAGGAGGAGGAGACAGCUCCAACAUCCCACAGCCUCUCCGAGAGCUGGACAGCCCUCCGGGAGACAACAAUGGUAACGGCGCGGGCGGCGGAGGUCAGAGUGGCAUGUCGGACUCGGGCAGCAACUCCCUGAGCAGCCUGCCCACCUACACCAGCUCGGGGCCGCCUGCCCUCGGACCCCUCAGUGCCUCCACCAGCCAGCUCAACCGGCUGGGCACCAGCGCCGCUCCUGCCGCCAGCGCCAGUGUGGGCACCAACACGGCCGGGGGCGCCACAGGCGGCGGCCCGGGAGACCGGCUGGACAAGCCGGCCUACCAGAAUGGCCUAGGCCUCAGCGCCUCGGACAGCGGACGCUCCUCGUCCGGUAAGAGCUCCUCGUCCUAUCCGCGGCUCUGUCACCAGGUGGACAUCCCCGCCACGGUCCGCCCCUCCCCAUCCUCCGAUGACAUCAUACAGGACCUUGAGGACCGACUCUGGGAGAAGGAGCAAGAGGUGCUCCACAUGCGCCGCAACCUGGACCAGAGCGAGGCGGCCAUCGUGCAGGUGUUUGAGGAGAAGCAGCGCGUGUGGGAGCGCGAGAUGGAGGACCUGCGGCAGAACUACGCCGUGCGGCUGCAGCAGGUGACGCGGCGCGCCCAGCGAUCCCAGCAGGCCCUGCAGAGCCACGUGACGCGCCUGCAGCAGGACAAGGCCCGUCUGCAGGACGAGAUGGCCUCCCUGCUGGCCCAGCGCGAGGAGCUGGAGAGGAAGUGCCUGGACUACAGGAAGGAGCAGGCCGACAUCCUGCCGCGCCUGGAGGAGACCAAGUGGGAGGUGUGUCAGAAGGUGGGUGAGAUCUCGCUGCUAAAGCAGCAGCUCCGUGAGAGCCAGGGCGAGGUGACGCAGCGGGCCAGUGAGAUGCUGUCGCUCCGGGGGCAGCUGAAGGAGCUGACGGCCCAGCUCAAACACCAGGAGGAGGCCAUCCUGGGCCUCAAGGAGUCCUACAACUGCAAGAGCCUGGAGCUCAAACGCUGUGAGGCAGAGCUGCAGAGGACUUUGGCUGAGGUGUCCAUGUUGAGAGAUAAGCUGCUGGUGUUUGAGGCGGAGGUGCUGGGGCUCCGUCGGGCUCUGGGGGAGAGGAGCCAUGGCCACGAGUCGGCAGGUGGGAGCCUCUCCUCGGGCCACUGGGCCAGCCUGCCCUGCCGGAACCCGUCCGACGGCAGCCUGAUGCCGCUCUCGUCCCAUCCCGCGCUGCCCCUGUCGCUGCCGCCGUCCGAGGCGCUGCUGAGCCUGCAGAGCGACGAGGCCAAGGCGCAGCGGCGCGAGGCGGGCGACCUGCGGCGCCAGCUGGAGCGCCUGCAGGAGGAGCUGCGCGCCGAGCGGCAGCAGCGCGAACGCCAGGCGCUCACCUUCGCCCAGGAGCGCCACGUCUGGCACGACGAGAAGGAGCGCGUGCUCAAGUACCAGGCGCAGCUGCAGCUCAGCUACGUGGAGACGCUGCAGAAGAACCAGGCCCUGGAGCGCCGCGUGGGCCAGCUGGGCCAGCGACUGGCCUCCUCGUCCUCCUCCUCACCCUGCCCGUCGCCCGGAUCACCCCCGCCCACCACUGCCCCCACGCCUCCCACUAUCCUGCAUCCCCCCCCGCUGCCCCUCUCCCCACCCCCCUCCAUCCCCACCCCUGAAGAGCUCAAGCUGCCCCCCUCGCUCCACCAGUUGGCUCCACCCUGGCCCGGGCCCUCCAGGCUGGAGCGGAUCGAGUCCACAGAGAUUUGAGUGAGCCACUGAGUGAGUGGGCUAGUGAGGGUUGCCCUCUGUCAGGAGAUAACCAGCAGACAAGGUCCAGAAGCCCCUCAGCCCCACAUGCUCUUAGAAGACACAAUGUGCUGGUUUCUUGAGUGAGGUGGAAUUUAAAAAAAAAAAAAAAACCUUUGGCUUAAUCAAAACUCCCAUUUCUUUCUUUCUGUCACUCUCUCGUUUCCUACACACACACACACACACACACACACACACACACACACACACACACACACACAUGAUAACAAAAAACAAAGAAACAGAAUUUCAAAAGAGAAACAGUGGUUAAGAAUUCAAAUGUGACUGAUGAACAGACAACAGACAGAUGCUUUUCACUCUGAAAACACCUUUGUGAUUCUCAGUUCAACUAUGUGAGCAUUCUGCCGAUGUGAUUGGUUUGCACUAGCUCGCUGUGUUUUACUUUUCUGUGAAUCAUGUGUUUGAUAUUUUACCCUUAGAGGGAGUGUUAAAAGAAUAUUAUGGUUCUGAACCUAAUCUCUGUCUGCCUCAUCUGAAGCAGAUGCAUUGGUUUGUCUGUAGGGUGGAUGUUGCAGACAAUCUAUGCAUCUCUCUGUACUUUCAAAGGAAUACAAAACUUGUUGACUAGAAGAAUAACUUAUCAGGCAAGUUGGCAAUACAAUUUGACAUAAUCACUGGUACGAUUCAUUUGAAACCACCUUAAAUUUCAUGCUGAAAAACAUAUCAAGCUGAAGUACAUAUGAAUACAAAGCAAGAAUUUAGUAUUUCUGGUGCCUGUGUAGGCAUUACAUUGUACUACAUUGUACUUUCAAAACAGGAAUGUGGUCACAUGUAAUGCAAUACGUUUUGAGUUCUUUUUUAAGUGCUGGGUAAUGUGUCAAUACUACUGUGUUUGGCAUUGCACUAGGAUUCAGGUGUAGUAGAUGGAGAUCUGGAUGAAGCUUGAGCUGUCAGAGAUCAUCUGGCAUGAAAUGUAGGCUAUACCUGCUCUUCUUUCAGUCAUGCAACCGUGUUUACAGUCAUGUAGCCAAAUUAUUCUGCACUUUUUUGGAAGCAUUGGCCAAUUUGUUACGAGAACCAAAAACCUGCUUACCACGGUGACCAAGCAACAGCAUGGGAAGCAUGAGAGUCAUUGUCAUCAUCUACAUGCACCACUGUGGCCACUGCCCAAAGCAGGUUGUCUCUGGUGCCCAAAACUGCAGCGGUAAGGUUUAUACACUUCAUUUUAGGUGCUCUCUGAGGGUAAAGUUCUGUAUGGUGCUCUUAAGAAUUCUGUAUUGAAAAAUCAAAGUUUUGUUGGGGAUAAUGUCAUAGUAGCCGAGGGAUGUUUCAAAACAAAUCGUGGAAUCAUAAUAAUAGGCCUUUGGUGUUUCAGGGAAAUGGAGAAUCUGUUUCUCCAGUAUUUGUGGCUGCAGUAACCCAAGAUGAGCUCAAGAGGGCACUAGAUCAGAGUUCAGGAGCUCCAACAGAUGCGGGGAAUUACUUGAACAAAGGUGUUCUUUUUGAUAACCAUUUGUUUAUUUUGUUAUUUGAAAAAUUGAUUAAAAUUACAAAUAUGGACAAUUAAGGCACACAAAAAAAACAAUGUCUCUGUUAAACUUUUCCUCUGUGUUUUGGUGUGUCGGGUGCUGUUUGACAUCUCAAUGGUUCCAGAUUGGAGGGAAGGCUAGGUAGAGGUGAUUGUGAUGUUAUGAGGUAGGAGUAUUGGCCCCCACCAAGAGCAUGUGGAACUGCAGGCAGGAAGGCCAUGAAAUUACAUUAUGGUUGUUUAUGUGAACAUGUUUAUUCUAGUAUUACAACAUAUUGUGUGUGACUAUUUUGAAAAUAUAUUAUUAAUAUAAAUAGUACUGCUACUCUUAUAACCAUUCUUUAAUCAUUAUUAUUUAUGUGACUUGAUUAAAUCAGAAGUUUGAGUCUUUUAUUUUUUGUAUAUGAUGUCUAUAUAUAAAUAUAAGUAUGCAUAUUUACAUAUACAUAUAUGUACAUAUAUUUUCAUUCAGCAUCAUCAUGACUGCCCUGCUUAAAGGGAUGUAUCAGCCCAAAAUGAAAAUUCACCCUCUUGUCUGUAAAACAAAUUAGAUUUUUAUUCCAGAGAAUGUGUAAAAAAGAGUAAAUACCAGCACAGAUUACAUUUCUGGCAUUCUGCUGGAUAAUUAAUUUGCUGUUACAAGAUAAUGUUGUGUGGAUGACAACUGGCAUGAGGUGCAAAAGAUCAUGGAAGAAUCCUCAUUUUGGGUGCCACUAUCCCUUUAGGAACAGUUCCUUUUGAUGUUGUCAAAAAUGUGAUGACAGUACUGUUAUAGAGAGAAAAUGCCAGCUGCGUCUUUUUAUACUUAUUUCUAUUACAUAUUGUUUGUUAUGUUUCUGUCAAUUGUUUGAUAAGAAGUAAGAAAACAAAAUAAUUCUGAUGAUCAUUAAAAACAUAGCUGAUGAACAGGA